Macroventuria anomochaeta is the source of this 393-nucleotide messenger RNA. RefSeq lists its product as uncharacterized. Lineage: Eukaryota; Fungi; Ascomycota; Dothideomycetes; Pleosporales; Didymellaceae. The transcript has a single exon. The coding region runs from base 1 to 393 and encodes 130 amino acids. The record is from RefSeq and is a predicted model, not a curated record.
AUGAAGGCCUCAAUCAUCGCAUCCACACUCGCCAUCUUCGGCUCUGCCCUCGCUUUCCCCACCGCUCCUCAAACCCAAACCCAAACCCUCUUCACCAUUCAGCUCACCAAUGACUUCUCCGGCGCCAACGCCAUCCGCUCCGUCGCCGUCAACAACACCCCAACCACCUUCUCCACUCUCUUCACUGGCACUAUCCUUGUCAAGAACGGUGCCGUCAUAGCCACCAGUGUGCAGAACGUCAACCCCCAGGGCAAUGCCCAGUGUGUAAUCAAGAACGCUGUCGGCGCCGAGGUUGGACGCAUCAACAACCAGAAGACUUUCCUCGACCUCGAUGGGGAUGUCACCAAGGCCGUCGAGACUGACGUCUCUGCUUUCACGAUCACUUGCUUUUAA